This is a messenger RNA of Pelagomonas calceolata, 867 nucleotides long. NCBI's taxonomy places the organism in Eukaryota, Pelagophyceae, Pelagomonadales, Pelagomonadaceae. The record is from the annotation of a GenBank genome assembly.
AUGAGCGUCGAUGCACUCAAAGCAGCGUACGCUGCGGGUGAUGUCACAGCGGUGCUCGAGUGGCUCAACUUUGAUCAAGCGGACCCCCUCGCGGGCAUCGUCAGGGUCCUGCGCGCGCACUGCGGCCGCGACAGCUGGCAUCAACUCCUAAGAGAACAUCUUGAAGACAUACUAGCAUGGUCGCCGGAUGAAACCGAGGAGUUCCUACGAGGUAUCGACUUCGUGGCAAACUCUGGUGAACUGACAGCGGACCUCUUCGUUAAUGUGACGAACGCAGUCGAAGCCAGGUUGGGGGCCCGACGGGCAAAAGAAGCCUGCGAAUUUAAUACCCGGCACCGCGCGGAGCGCAACUAUUGUGUGAAGCGCAUGCCCGAGCGCCCGGCGCUGCCGCGCGUGUUUUGCUGGGGGCCCCUGGAGGACGUGGACGCGGAGCUCGCGGCGAUCGACCAGGCCCUGUGGCGCGGACACAAUUUGAUUAAGCAGGCGCGUCGCGACGCGGCCGACGCUGUCGACGCCGGCUUCGUGCGCUUCCUCGUGGCCGCAUGUCGGACCCAGUUGGCGGUGACCUCGGCUUUGUGGGCCAGGGCCGAACGAGACAGCUACUGCGACGCCGACGGCUUCGCGCGACGCCUUGUGCUGGAGCCGCCGUCGCGCGACGCCGACGGCGUUCCGCUCCUGUCGCGGAGCGAGAUCGACCGCGUCCUGCCGGCGAUCUUCGGCGUCGACAUCGUGUGGGCCGCGCUCCCGAUCGACGGCCCGCGCCGCGAGCGGCAGGCGCGCGCGAUCCUCGUGGCGGAGGCCCUCUACGAGGCGCGGCGCAAGCAGCUCGUCGCGCAUGCCGCUGCCUUCGGUCGCGAAGUUGUGUGA